Aureobasidium pullulans EXF-150 is the source of this 2148-nucleotide messenger RNA. RefSeq lists its product as uncharacterized. Gene Ontology annotation, molecular function: protein binding. NCBI's taxonomy places the organism in Eukaryota, Fungi, Ascomycota, Dothideomycetes, Dothideales, Saccotheciaceae. The coding region runs from base 210 to 1754 and encodes 514 amino acids. The record is from RefSeq and is a predicted model, not a curated record. The transcript has 2 exons.
CUCUGCAUCACUGCCCACGACCACUCUCUUUUCAAUUAAUUGAUCAUCACCCUCUCUUGAUACCGAGUAUUCUUAAUCAGUCAUCGAAUUGUUCCCUCCCAAAACAGCCCGCCGGCUUGUACUCGAUAUACGAUAGUUCUGGACACGCGUGAGCAGAGAACGGGCAUCUCACGCGUGUGCAGAGCAGAACAGACAGCAUUGAUUCCACCAUGGACUCGAUGUCGCUUGACAAGAAGGUCCUCCCUUCGACCGAGAGGCCUGAACCCGUCAGAAGGCCCUCGUUGCUACCGGCUUUCGAGCCAUUGUCGUCGUCCCCCGGCGGCCUCCCUCGGGCAUUGAAACGCAAAUUCCAAGAAGACGACGACGACACGCGCAAGUUCUACCCUACUCCUGUGCCGACCUCUGCCACUGGUAUCCUCUCGUCAUCGCCGAACCGACGCGUCCCAGGACUGCAACGUACCGCGUCGUAUUCAUCGCUUUCCGAACGAGCUCCCUUGGGUGCGGUACCCAGUGUCAAACUGCCUUCCAAUGGCGACCCUCUACUCAUGGGCCGCUCGAGUAACUCUUCAGACUACCAGCUGUCGGCUAACCGUCUUAUUUCACGCGUUCACGUCAAGGCUUCGUACAAUGCACCCGAGGGACCGCGUCUUCUUGGCGAGAUGGUUGUCCAGUGUCUAGGAUGGAAUGGGGCAAAGAUUCACUACCAAGGAUCUGUGGUCGAGUUGGCCAAAGGAGAGAGCUUUGUGUCACAGAAGCCGGGCUCGCAGGUCAUGAUUGACGUGCAAGAAACGCGUGUCUUGCUCACAUGGCCGCAGGAAGAGAAGCAGUGUCCUUGGGAUAUCGAGUCAUCCGUCAGCAGAGAGAACAGUGCCGCACCUGAGAGAAUCGCCUCGAGUCCUCCACCUGUCCUCCCUCGACUGCGCUCGCCCGAGUCUCCCUCACCCAACCAACAUGACAAUGCCAAUGACAGCGUCAACGAUACCUUUUCCGAAACUUUCAUCGCCGACCCCUUCGACCUUCCUAGCAGCCCAGCGCCUGUCCAUGUUUACGAGGACAACGAACCCGCCGAGGACGAUGACUUGCCUGCCUCAUCAACGCCAGUUCCAGCAGCUAGAGAGUCUCCGGAAGUCGUGGACCGUUCGACACCCACACCUACCAAAGCCUCUGUUCAUCAGUCCAUGUCUACCACAACGUCCGAUGCACCUGAUGAGCUGCUCGACAAUGACGAGGAGAACGACCCCAUCGUCCACUCCUUCGGUCCAUACGGUGACAACCUCCUCACACGCUUUGAGUCUUUCAAGUCGACCUGCAAAGAGGAGGACCGCCCACGCAUUCCCCUCAAGAUCAGCCUCAAGUCUGCAAACCAACUUCCGGUCGAGGUUCAGUCCACACGUAACCUGUCACCAGUCAAGAACCACAUCAUCAACCAACUGGCUUACACCCGCAUUCACUCCCUGCCCAUCUCAGCCAUCUACAACAAUCUGCCGGCAGAGAUGAAGGGUGGUCGCAGCUUCGGCGAAAAGGCACUUUCAUCCGAAGAGCUCAAAGAUCUCAUGGAUAGAAUCCCGUGUGUCGGCGAAAUCGCUCGCUCGGGCAAGGAUGCAGCUGGCAAGGCUCUGGAAGAUGAGUUCUACUACGUCCCCGAAAUGGACACUGACGAGCAUCGCCGUGCUGCUGUCAACAUCGCCAAACCUCCGCUUAGGUCCACUCGCAAACAACACAAGCAAUACUACUGGAAGAAGCCUCGCGUCUGAGUCUCUUGACCCAGCUUGUGUUAAUAAUCCGUCUCUUCUGCUUGGAGAGUUGUCACCGCAUAACACUCCUGCUUUGUUUCACCUUGCUUUUCACCCGAUACCAACCCCACUACACAGGGCCACUGUUUUUGCUAAAAGGCACACUGUGAUGUGUCUUGCUUGCUUGCUUUUCAACCCUUUUCUACUGUUCACGAGGCGAAGAAGAAUGGAUAUGGAACAUUCUUAACGACGAAAAGAAGGAAAUGGAAUAUGGGAGCUUACUGGUUGUGUCUUAUUUUCUGUGUUGUCGCGAUAUACUUUUCCUUCUUUUUUCUGUUUCUGGCGAAGUAACUGUAGUGUAGAACUAGCGGAUCUUCAACGUUUCUCAGGAAAUACAAGUCUUCUUUUAUCACGU